UUAAUUUUAAAAAUACAAUUAAUAUUUCUAGUAUUGAAUGUGUAUUUGUUGUUAAGUGUAUUUAUAUUAACAACAAUGGUAUCGUUUAAAUUGUUAAUAUUAUGUGCAAUUAUUGGUGUAGCAUUAAGUGUACCACAAGGAUCAAAUCGAAAGAAUCAAUCAAAAGAAAAUGCACGCCGAAAAGCAUCGCAACCAUCUCAAAUUGUUGAAGAUAGUGAUGAAGAAUUAACAGAUCAAUGCCCUGAACCAAAUGGAUAUUUUGCCGAUGCUGAACAAUGUGAUAAAUAUUAUGACUGCCGAGAUGGUGUUAUUACAGAAAAACUUUGUCCAGAUGGUAUGGUUUUCAAUGAUUUUAGUUCCGAAUAUGAAAAAUGUGAUUUACCAUUCAAUAUAGAUUGCUCUACUAGACCUAAACUUCAAAAACCAGAUCCAAGUUUACAUUGUCGUAGAAAGAAUGGUUACUUCUCACAUGAAGAACCAAAUGUCUGUGAUAAAUUCUACUACUGCGUUGAUGGUAAAUUCAAUAUGAUUACAUGCCCUGAUGGAUUAGUUUACAAUGAAAAUGCUGGUAUCUGUUCAUGGCCCGAUGAAGCAAAACGUAAGGGCUGUUCAUCUGGUGAUGUAUUCCAAUUCCAAUGUCCAAAAGUAAAUGAAACAUUUGGAUUAACACAUCCACGAUAUGCUGAUCCAGAGGAUUGUCAAUUCUUCUAUGUGUGUAUUAAUGGUGAUACACCACGACGCAAUGGUUGUAAACUUGGACAAGUUUUUGAUGAAAGACAAUCAAGAUGUGAAUGGGCCAGAAAAGUACCUGAAUGUGCUGAUUGGUACAAAGGUCAAUUGACCGAUGAAGAAUUGGAUCGAUUGGAAAAUCCACCAACCACAGCCAGACCAAGUGGAAAUGCACCAUCACGUAGAAAGAAGCCACACCGGCCAUCUCAACGACAUGCUGAAGAAGAGGCGUAAAUGUGGAGAAAAAUAUAAUUUUAUAUUUUGUAAUAUUUUUAUAUUGUACCCUAAACAUAGAAAAGAAAAACCUAUCAGUCAGUGCCAAACAUUGAUUUAUAUCAAAUAACAAAUGAUUAUGUAUUUUAUUUUUGUGUUUUUUUA
This is a messenger RNA of Chrysoperla carnea, 1107 nucleotides long. RefSeq names its product protein obstructor-E-like. Bases 76 to 963 code for a protein of 295 amino acids. The transcript has 5 exons. Gene Ontology annotation, molecular function: chitin binding. Lineage: Eukaryota; Metazoa; Arthropoda; Insecta; Neuroptera; Chrysopidae. Gene Ontology annotation, cellular component: extracellular region. The record is from RefSeq and is a predicted model, not a curated record.